UCUCGCCCUCUCUCUCUCUCACUCCCUCACUCAUGCACUGCUGACUUUAAUGGCUCCAUUGAAGGACACACGCAGAGCAGAGCAAGGAGUGUCAGGGGUGUACAGUAGGAUGUUUUCCAGGGGAAGUGAGGACAUCCACUACAGCUUCCCGUGGCUGAUGUAACCCCCCCUGAGGACCCUCAUGGAGGACAUUUCUGUGUAGAGUGCCGGACUGGUGGUGGAGAAAGAAAGUGGCAUAAUUGUUGUCUCCAUCGAUUUCCCCCUCAAGAAGGGUCCAGUGGCACCCCGCCCUGCCCCGCAGAUGGUGCUCAGCCUGGCCAUGGACUCCAGAGAGGAUGGGGACAGCUGGAUGGAGGAACAGUGGGAGAAAUGGUUAACCCAUGAUAUCAGUCUGAACGAAUACGAGGAUGACGACCUGUCAGAAGUGACAGAAAUCACGGAUGAGAACGGAAUCACUCUCAACCAGCUCGACCUCGACCCUAAAGAUCACAUGACUCAGCCGACCAAUGGCACGCCGAGGAGCGGCCGGAGGAGGGGGGUGGUGGAGCUGCAGACGGAGAUGCUCCAGUUGGACCUGAUUGAUGCAGAGGGAGGAAUCUUGGAAGAAGAGGAGGAAGAGGAGAACGAGAGGCGGCCAGUUGAUGCCGUCGAUGACAACCACAAGGAAGAGCAGGGUGCAGGGCCGCCUGUCACUCAGCCUCAGCUAAAGGAUUUCAUCCCUGCCGUCGCCAUGGAUACAUACCGGCCCAAGAGACCCACCACCCUGAAUCUUUUCCCGCAAGUGCCAAGGACUCAGGACACAAUAAAUAACAAUUCCUUUGGUGAGAAAGAACGGAGGAAAGAAAAGAAAACCCAUUCUUCAUCACCACACAUUAAGGGAGAUCCGGUGGCCAAACCUGAGCAGGUUAGCCUGACCGAUGGGGACAAAGUUCAGGCCAGGGCGGACACCAAACCACGGGGCACUGCCUCCUCCACGACCAAAGCCUCCACCUUUCACACCAAGAAGAAGGACAAGUUGUCCGAGUCUUUGAACAACCCCAACGUGGUGGCGCCCCUCACGCAGACAGUCAUGAGGGAAAAAUCUACGGACGUGACCCUGAUAGAGGGUGUCCUUGACAUCCCGACCAUUUGCAAAGAAAAAGCCCGGUAUCACACCGUCAACGGCUAUCGGGAACAAGUGCAGUAUCCUGUGGAGAAUGAAGGUACGUGUGACCAGUUGGUCGACAAAAACAAGGACUAUCACAUUUCGGAAGGAAAUGCAACAGAGGAGAUCCACCUCACACCAGUCAACGGUGAACAAGAGCGACCAUUUCUGUCCCAGAGCAGCGACAGCAACCGCAUGUCCAUUAGUUCGGACACGGAGCUUCCUCCCCUUCACUACUACCCAUCGGCGGGUUGUCCGAACCCCUCCAUUAGCGAGGAAGAUGAGGUGUACCCACCCACACCCCCAUGCCGGACUGUCAGCCUCAGCGACGCAGGGGACACAAGUAAGUGGGCUGAAACCCGCAAGCCUAAAGUGGUGAAGGAGGACACAGGGAACUUAAAGGCAGUGGCGGUCAGCACGGAUGCUUCGGGACUCACGUAUGACUCAGUUAAGUACACUUUGGUGGUGGAUGAGCAUGCUAAGCUCGAGCUAGUGAGUAUCAAAGACUGCUACAAAGGUUACGAAAGUGACAGUGACAAUACCGUCUAUGAGUCUGCCAUCGAUGAGGAUGAGGAGGAUCAGGAAGUGGAUGAAGAGGAGGAAGAGUCGGGAGCGAGGGGCAUGAGGAGAGACACUUCCUGUUUGUCAGGGGACUCCACCACAGACACCACCUCAGACAUGCCCCGUUCCCGCAAGUUCAUGAACGUCUUUGUGAAUGGACGGUCACGUUUACCUGGUGCUGAGUUUGGAUUCUUCUCCUGUGUUAUUAAUGGAGAGGAAAGAGAACAGAGCCACAGAGCAGUGUUCAGGUUUAUUCCUCGCCAUGACGAUGAGUUGGAGAUGGAGGCGGAUGACCCAUUAUUGGUUGAGGUGCAGGCCGAGGAUCUAUGGUGCGAGGCCUACAACAUGCGCACUGGAUCCAGAGGCAUCUUCCCUGCAUUUUAUGCCAUCAAGGUGACAAAGGAUGAACUUAUUAAAGAGGUCAAAAGUGACUGGAUGGACAAAUUCUGGGUAAAAUUCCUUGGUUCUGUUCAAGUGCCGUAUCACAAAGGGAAUGAUGUGCUUUGUGCCGCCAUGCACAAGAUAGCAUCAAACAGACGAACAACAAUGCAGUUCAGCCCACCUUCACCAUGCAUUCUGGAAAUCAACACAAGAGGAGUGAAAAUCAUUGUUCAAGAUGACUGUCGGACUUCUGGAAGGGGUGAGAAGUGCUUUCACUUUUUUCAGUUGAAAAACAUCUCCUUCUGUGGGUGCCAUCCGAAGAACAAGAAGUAUUUUGGAGUAAUAACGAAACAUCCAGCAUACCAGAGAUUUGCCUGUCAUGUGUUCUUCUCAGAUGAUACAACCACGAAACUGGCUGAAUCUAUAGGGAAAGCUUUUCAGCAGUUCUACAAAGAACAUAUGGAAUAUUCCUGUCCAACAGAAGACAUCUUCCUCGAAUGACCUUCAGUCUAUUCGUAUUUUUCCAUUAUCACAUACUAUAUGAGGUGUCGCAUGAUGGUGGUUUUGAGCCUCUUUGUAACGUGUCAUGUUGAUGAUAUAAUGUUGAUGUCUAUUUUAGACAAAUGUUAAAAUCGAAAACAGAUAUCAGCUACAGCGCAACUACUUUCACAUCGUGCAACUCAAGUAUUACUGACUGGUGUAAAGCCUUACGAAGUUUAAUAACAAAAAAAUGUUUGAUGUGACUUGUAAAAAUCAUUUGUGCUAAGUUUGGUUUUGAAUUCAUUCGAAGCACAAUGUUUGAUGCAUUAAUGAUGGAUGAAACAACAUCAUAAGAAAGGUGAUCUUAAAACAACUGUAUGUAAGUUUUUUACCUUGAAA
Onychostoma macrolepis is the source of this 2965-nucleotide messenger RNA. It is a transcript of the gene mapk8ip1a, whose product is annotated as mitogen-activated protein kinase 8 interacting protein 1a. Gene Ontology annotation, cellular component: cytoplasm. Gene Ontology annotation, biological process: regulation of JNK cascade. The transcript has 12 exons. Lineage: Eukaryota; Metazoa; Chordata; Actinopteri; Cypriniformes; Cyprinidae. The coding region runs from base 302 to 2587 and encodes 761 amino acids. The record is from RefSeq and is a predicted model, not a curated record. Gene Ontology annotation, molecular function: protein binding.